AUCAUUUAAUUGAGCAAGUAUAAUCGGUUCCGACAAGUGCUCUUAAUCCAAGACAACAACACAAUGUUCCCACAAAGUUUGGAGAAACACACUCUCUUCCCCAUGCCUUAAUAAAGAAACACAAUUCAAACUUUCUCUAUAAAGCUCACAGCCAAAAAGGCACAAACAAUUUAAGAAAAAAGAAGCUGAUCAAUCAAAACCACAAUAAUGUCUUCUUCACUCACUCUCUUCUUCUUCUUCUUCUUUGUUUCCACAUUCCUCUACACUUCAUCAAAUUCAUUCAACAUCACUAACAUCUUAAACGAGCACGAUGAUUUCUCCACUUUCAACAACCUUCUCUCCGAAACUCAACUUGCUUCUACCAUCAACAAGCGUCAAACCAUUACCGUCCUUGUGGUUUCCAACGGCGCACUCUCUUCCCUCUCCGGCCAACCAACCGACGUCAUCAAGAAGAUCCUCAGCCUCCACAUCGUUUUAGAUUACUACGACCAGAAGAAACUCAAGAAUCUGAGCAAGAAGUCUGUACUCCUCACCACUCUUUUCCAAUCAAGCGGCCAAGCCAAAGGCCAACAAGGGUUCUUGAACGCUACCGUUAUGACAAACGGAGACGUGGCGUUUGGAUCUGCGGUUCCUGGAUCUGAUCGUAACUCUCAGCUUCUAGACUCUGUUGCCUCACUACCAUUUAACAUCUCGGUGCUUCAUAUUAGUAGUGCUAUAAUGAUUGAUGUUAAAGCUGAUAACGCACCUACUGCUUCUCCUUUGUCACCGGUAUCAUCUCCACCACGCCCUGCACAAUCACCUAAUGGUGAUGAUUAUGACGAGCCACCAUCCUCUGCUCCGGGAGCCGCUGCUGAUGGACCUUCUUCCGAAAACGCUGACUCUGCCAAUAGAGUUUCAAGGAUCGAUUCCCUGCCUGCACUGGCCUUUACGCUGUUGAUGUCAUCCAUUUGGCUGUUCAUGGCUUGAAGACCAUGAGAAACACACUGCAAGAACUAAACAGAUUAGUUUAUGUCUUGGAAGGAAAGCCAAAAGAAAAAGAUACAAAACAGACUCAGCUCGGGUGACAGUAAAAACACAAGAACACUAAAAGACCAAAGCUUGACAAAAAAUUUGGGGAGAAUUAAUUGACUGAUACAAUAAUAAAGAUGGAAAAAUUUGUAAAACUCAAAAAUUCUUGGACUAAAUUGUUUACAAAACACAAACUGCAAAUUUUUGUUAAUGGUGCCUCGUUGUCUGGUUGCAUCGAAUAAAAUAGACGACGACACAAAGAAGGGGAAAAAAAUCGUGUAGACCAGAAGAGAAACUAGAUAAUAGAUUUUUUAUUACUUUUAGCUAUGAAAGGCAAAAAGCGACCCAAGAACAGGAAGCACAUUCAUAUCCAUGUCCAUACCCUAAUAACGAAACCCAACACUAGUCUUUCAAGACAAGGAAACAAAACUCAGGGACUAUACAUGUAGACUGGCUUAUAGUAAAGCUUUGAUUGAAAGCAGAAAAAAAAAA
Messenger RNA from Capsella rubella, 1500 nucleotides. Its product is annotated as fasciclin-like arabinogalactan protein 14. NCBI's taxonomy places the organism in Eukaryota, Viridiplantae, Streptophyta, Magnoliopsida, Brassicales, Brassicaceae. The coding region runs from base 208 to 966 and encodes 252 amino acids. The transcript has a single exon. Gene Ontology annotation, cellular component: plasma membrane. The record is from RefSeq and is a predicted model, not a curated record.